AAUAUAAUAAAAAUAGAAUUGUUUUACAAGAGGGUGAUGCUGAAUUACAAGAAUUAGAGUUACCUCAAGAAAUAAUUGAUAAGAUUGAAUAUUAUACAGUUGUGAGACAAUUAGGAGCAGGACAACAGUAUGAUCUUUUGACUAAAGAGUUUCCCGAAUUUCAAAUACACUGCAAAAAUAUAUAUAAUGCAAUGCAAAAAUUUCAUAGAUCUAAAAAUUAUGAUGAAAAUGAUGUGGCAAAACUUUUGCAAAAACUUUUUAAAGAAUGUGAAGCAGACCCAGACUUGUUUAUUUAUGCUAUUUUGAAGGUUUUUAAAGCCAGUAUUCAAUCAACCCAGCAAGUAGAAUGUUUAAACAAUGUUCUCAAAAAGCAUCUCAAUCAAGGAACUUUACUUACAGAGCUGGUAGAUGUUAUACAAAAAGAGUUAGAAAAAGAAGCUUCAUAUACUAGGAUUAGAGACUAUUAUAGAUUAAAUCCUUCUGUAUAUUUGCCAUCAACUUAUAAUAUAAUUUUUAAGUCUAUUGAUCAAGUUUUGCAAAUGUUGCUUUUUCCAAUUCCUCUUUCUCUUCAAUAUGCACAAAUGAAACAAUCUUUGUUAUAUGUUGCCAUUUUAGUCGAUUUAAAUAAAAUUCAUAAUAUUGAAUAUGACUGUGAUGAUUUUAUUGAGUAUGAUGAUAAAGUAUCUCAAAUUCGAAUUAAUCAACUCCUAGAUAGUAUUUUAUCUGAACAUAUUA
Molecule: messenger RNA, 735 nt
Organism: Racocetra fulgida
Lineage: Eukaryota; Fungi; Glomeromycota; Glomeromycetes; Diversisporales; Gigasporaceae
Source: the annotation of a GenBank genome assembly